Messenger RNA from Etheostoma cragini (Arkansas darter), 1385 nucleotides. It is a transcript of the gene mterf2, whose product is annotated as mitochondrial transcription termination factor 2. The record is from RefSeq and is a predicted model, not a curated record. Gene Ontology annotation, biological process: regulation of DNA-templated transcription; termination of mitochondrial transcription. NCBI's taxonomy places the organism in Eukaryota, Metazoa, Chordata, Actinopteri, Perciformes, Percidae. Bases 220 to 1347 code for a protein of 375 amino acids. The transcript has 2 exons. Gene Ontology annotation, cellular component: mitochondrial matrix. Gene Ontology annotation, molecular function: double-stranded DNA binding.
CAUCGUAUGACCGCUGCUACAGCUUUCUACGUGCUGAAGGUACUCAUGUUGUAACACAAAUGUUUAGCUGUAUAGACUUCUAGCUUUAUCUCUCCACAUAUUUCCACACCUCUGUCAAACCGCAGCUGAUUGGCCGUUUAUCAUGUUAAGUCACGAGAUGAACAUGAUGUCCCGUGAUGCUCUUGUCUCAUCUAGCAGGUGAUCCGCUUUAGAACUUCAAUGCUGCGCUUGAUUGCAACAUCCCUGUGCCUGCGGUGCCAAUGUGCCCCAGUUCUACCGUUACACCUAAGACCAUGUGCAACGCUGAGCCCAGCAGAGAACCAGCAGACCGUGGAGGCUCUCUAUUAUCUCUCUGUGGAUCUCCAGAAGGUCCGGACACUUAAAGGCUGGGUCCUGCAUCGGAGCCCAGCUUAUACGAAGGAGGUAGCUGACAUGCUAAAGGACAUGGGAGCCUCGGGCUCCAUCAUUGCCCGGAUCCUGGCAGGUCACCCUGAGGCGAUCCUCUGUCCCCCAGAGGAGCUGCAGGCUCAGAGGAAGCUGUGGAUGUCCGUGUGCCCAAAAGACAAAGAGCUGGUCGGUAUCAUUGAGAAAUUCCCCGCGUCUUUCUUCACCUCGUCCAGUCACCAUGACAACCAGCAGAAGAACAUCGCUUACUUCCGGAGCCUAAACCUCAACAAGCGAAUCAUCAGUAAGCUGAUGGCCAGUGCACCCCAGAGCUUCAGCCGACACGUGGAGCAGAACGAGAUGAUGGUGCGCACCCUCCAGCAGGCCUACCAGGAGCUUGGGGGUGAGGAGGCCAACAUGAAGACCUGGCUUCAGAAGCUGCUAAGCCAGAACCCGUUUGUUCUCCUUAAGCCUCCCGAGGUGCUGAGGCAGAACUUGUUGUUCCUGAGAGACCGGGGCUUCAGCACGGCCCAGCUCCUCCGCCUCCUCUCCAAACUCAAGGGUUACGUCACCGAGCUGAACCCGGACAGCAUGCGGCGCACCCUGGCGUACUCCCAGGACACCAUGGGCUGCUCGGAGGCACAGCUGCGGGACAUGAUCCUGAACUGCCCGGCUCUGCUUUACUACCCUGACGACAUCCUGGCUGAGCGCUUUGAGAGCCUCCUCAAGGCUGGGAUCAGCAUGUCUCAAAUCAUAGAGACUCCAGGAGUUUUGGAGCUGACCACGCAGAUAGUGAAGUAUCGCAUUCAGCGACUGAGUGCGCACGGUUAUGACGUAACGGCCGGUAGUCUGGAGGUCCUAUGUGGCACUAAGAAGGACUUUGAGAUGAGCUAUGAAAAACUACAGCUACGUAGAGAGAGACCACUUUUUAACCCUGUCGCCCCUUUAAUAGGCGAUGACUGACAGCAGUGCAAAUUGAAUUAAAGCUGUGUAAAAGUGUA